AUGGGCAAGGCUGUUUCCAAGCUGUGUAGCUCUGGCAACAAUGCCAACUCGGGGGCUAUUUGCCAAGGUCAAGACAUUCUCGAGUACAUCCACGAUGCAGUGAUUGGAUGCAACCAGAUUGUGACGACGCCGUUUGGCGAUCGGGUCAUGCUCUAUGCCGACUACACGGCGUCGGGGCGGUCGCUGCAGUUUAUCGAACACUACAUGCGAAACGAGGUGCUCCCGCUGUACGGCAACACGCACUCGUCCAACACGGCUACGUCGAUGCAAACAUCAUCGUUUAUGGCGGACGCGCGGUCGAUUAUUCUGGAGGCGGUGCACGGUUCGGCGUGCGAGGACGUGGUCCUCUUCACCGGCUCGGGCUCAACAGGCGCGAUUCUCAAGGUGGCGCGCGUGCUAGGGCUCGAGCCGUCGCACUGCGCGUGGAACGAGACCAAGAGCAUGGAGCUGCAGGACUCGUACCAAGCUGUGGUCUUUACCUCGCUCAUGGAGCACCACUCGAACUUGCUGCCGUGGCGCGAGUCCGGGGCGCACGUUGUCCUCAUCGGGCUCGACGAGUUUGGCGAGCCGGACAUGGACGAGCUCGCCGAGAAGUUGGAAUUGUACGCAUCGCGGACCGAGCUGCUCAUCGGAUCUUUCUCCGCAGGCUCGAACGUGACCGGCCGGAUGACGAACACCAAGGCGAUUACCGAGGUUCUCCGCGAGUACGGGGCACUGGUCAUGUUUGACUACGCUGCGGCGGCGCCGUAUGUCGACAUCGACGUGUCCGACAAGGAUGCUGUGUUCAUCUCGACCCACAAGUUUGUGGGCGGGCCGGGGACGCCGGGCGUGCUUGUGGCCAAGAAGAAGCUGUUUGGCUCCAAGUCGUGCGCGGACCCAGGUGGCGGAACGGUGUUUUGGGUGACGGCCGACGACCAUGCGUACCUCGAGGCUGUGGUGUACCGCGAGGAGGGUGGCACGCCGGACAUUCUCGGCGCCAUCCGGGCCGGACUUGUGUUCCAGCUCAAGGCAGCGGUGACGCCUGCAGCGAUCCACGCGCGCGAGGCCAAGUACCUUGCCAAGGCGCGCAAGGCGUUCAGAGCCAUGGACAACGUGCACAUUCUGGGAGCGUCGUCAGCAGAGCACCUGACCAUUUUCUCGUUCCUCAUCUCUGUUCCGUGGCACACUCACCUCGACUCGGCGCGGUCGGCUCUCUCAGGCGCCGGUACGUCCGAGUCGUCCGUGCCCGACGCCGGGCCCGACGACCAUCCGAACCUGUACCUCCACCACAACUUUGUCUCAGUCCUCCUCAACGAUCUGUUUGGUAUUCAGACGCGUGGCGGAUGCGCAUGCGCCGGCCCGCUCGGCGCAUACCUCCUCCAGCUGACGCGGGCAGAGAUCCAGGCGUUCUUUGAGGCCAUGUCGCUCGACGAUGACUCGGCGAUUGUCAAGCCCGGCUUUUCGCGGUUUGGCCUUGCCUACUUUUUCAACGCCGAAGACGUCAAGUACAUGCUCGACGCGCUGGCCUUUGUGGCCGAGCACGGGUACAAGUUCCUCACCGUGUACGAGAUUGUCAACGGCUCUGACUGGGUCCAUGUCGGCUUCAGCAACCGCAUGCGGACGCUCCGCGACAUCUCGUAUGACGCUGGCUGCAUGUCGCACGCGCCCGAGAUCCACACCGGCAAGGUCGCGCCAGGCGAGCUCGCGGCGGCCCGGGCGUCGUACCUUAAGCACGCCCGCAAGGUCCUCGCUGAGAUCGAGGCCGAGCCGCCGGUCAUUGAGGAGGAAGAGCACCCGGUCUUCCAGUCGCCGUACCGCUGGUUUGUCCGCCCGUCGGACGCAUCGCGGAUGCUCCGCGGCGAGCCCAUGCAGUUUGUGCCCGAGCAGACGUUCACGCCGAUCCAGUUUAAGUAA
Thecamonas trahens ATCC 50062 is the source of this 1893-nucleotide messenger RNA. RefSeq names its product selenocysteine lyase. The transcript is spliced from 2 exons. The record is from RefSeq and is a predicted model, not a curated record. Bases 1 to 1893 code for a protein of 630 amino acids. NCBI's taxonomy places the organism in Eukaryota, Apusomonadida, Apusomonadidae.